AUGAUGAAUUUGAAUGCAGAAUUCCCCGCGCUUUCUCUGAGAGACAAGGACACGCCACCCCAGGACGAACAACACGACGAAAACGCCAUGGAAAUCCAGCAGACAGAACAGGCCAACUUGGCGGCAGCAGAGGCACCCGCGCCGGCCGCGGCCGCAGCCGCGCCCGCGCCCACCCCAGCGGAAGACAUAACGACACCCGCGGCGGAAGCGGCCAGCGCAGACAAAAUGCCGCUUAGCGAGGACAGCGCCGAGGAAAGUGAAAGCCAGCAGCGGCCGGCCCGCACGCAGCCGAAGCACGCGAGAACCGCAGCUACUCAAGGAAAGAAGAAAUGCGAGAGCGAGACGGAAAGCACUGGUAAAAUGACACGAGACGACACGUCGGUGCAGCUGCAGUGCGAAACUGUUGACACUCCCACGUAUGCAGGCGCAUUGGUCGCGGCCCCCACUGUCGCCGCGCCAGCGCAGCAACAGGUUUCUGCCGUUGCUGAGGCUGUAGCUACUGUGUCAGAAAAUGUGCCUCCGCCGAAACUUUGCGUGCCCCCAGUUGUGGCCGAACUAAGUUUACUGGCCGAAAGCACCUCACGCGAGGUCGGCAAUGCUGAUUUGCAAUCUGCCACUGUUCAGAACGUGCACUCUGAUGGGACUUCCGAAAUGUUGGUCAAGUCACCGCGACCGAUUUCCGUCUCCAUCCCGUGGACAGACAAACGGAAAGUGCCGUCACGACAAGGCACGCCCACUGCCGGGGGUGUCACGAAGGAUCACAGGGAGACGCGUAUCCAAGAGCAGGCUGCGCAUUUGCGACAGUUCCUGGACACUCAGGGUGACAAGGGUGAGAUGCCUGUGAAGCGUAAGAGCGAGCAGGCCGGCGAGCAGACGUUGUGGCGGCAGCGCACGCGUGCGGGGUCGGGUGCAACCUCCUCCACGCGCGCAGAGCCGAUGGAAGCAGGCAGAGAAUGUGACUGUUGUUGGACGGGACAGGACGUCGUCUACUCGGCAGCGUCACCUGUUACCUCUGCAGGGAUCUUAUCCACUGACUUCGCCAACGCUUUUGAUCGUGUCAGCCACGAUUACCUCCUUCAAGUUAUGUCGCACAUGAGUUUUGGUCUCCAUUUUCUGGAAGGGGGGCCACCGCCACCUUCUUCCCGCGACUACCUGGAAGACCAGGCGGAAUUCCAGGUGGCGCUGAGAGACGCAGCAUCCACAACCGCAAGCAGGAGGUCUACCAGCCGCGGCAGUCCAAGAGACAUGCCGCAAACCACAGCAGCCGACCUCACGCCUGCAGCAGCGCCUGCUACCGCAAGGACAACCGAUGCAGCAUCAACACCCGAAGAUCCAGAACCCCAGCAGCAGAUGGACUUCGAGGAGGAGUCAAGGAAGAGGAAGAGGAAGAAGGACGACUCCCCAACCGCCUGCACCUCCACCGCCCCCACAACUAGGGACAAACGUGCAAAAGCCACCACAGACGAGGAAGGCUUCACAAGAGCCACCCACACCGUUCCGGCCAGACAACUAAGAACCGCAGCAGCACCGGCAACACCAACCAACAACGCGUUCCAGGUGUUGCAGACAUCUGACAGAGAGACACAGCCACACCCGCCACCGCCCGCCAGGCAAACAUCGAAACCACCACCGAUCAUAGUGCAUUGCGAAGAGAUGUACGACAUACUCCAGGAGGCCGUCAGCGCAGUCGCCACCGCGCCAUUUCAGUUCAAGUCGGCGGGGAUUGAUACGUACCGGCUGCACACCAGAACGUUGGAGGAUUAUGAGAAGGCCACCAGAGAACUCGAAAAGAGAAACUGGGGGUACUACACAUACUCAACGACGAAAUGCGCCAAGUGCGCAGGAAAUCACCCUGCUGAAGAAUGCAAGAAAGAUGCCAACACACCACCGACCUGUGCACGCUGCUCUCAACAACACCCAGCCAACUACAUGGGAUGUGAAGUGGUUAAAGCACACAUCGCCGGACUAAGACGCCCUACGUCAGACCGACGAAGUGGCACCUCCUACGCCGCAGCAACAUCAAAAGCAGCUGGGAGGAUCAACAGACCACACCGACCAGCCCCCCCAGUACCAACAGCACAACCACCACGACCAACGACUGCUCCGAGAACACCGCCAGAAGACGACCAACCAGUCACAAUGGGCAUGCUAAAGGAAGCAGUCGCAGCCGCCGUCGCCUCAGCCAUGGAAACCAUGCUGAAAAACAUACCCCAGCAAAUAAACACCGCCGUCCUAGCGGCCAUCGGGGCUAUGUCCAACAUACCGGGCGGGGAGGCUCCAGUUCCAGGCGCUGCUAUCAGCCUUAAGUUGACGUAUGCGGCCGCCAAGUACGGGCACAAUUCAGCAGAACUGCCAACAGCUGAGCACGAGGAACGAGUCGACGCACCAGCAGCUGCCGCAACCAACACAGAGUUGACCGACUGCGUGGUCUGCCAAGCAGCUGCACGACGUGCCUAA
Molecule: messenger RNA, 2457 nt
Organism: Schistocerca cancellata (South American locust)
Lineage: Eukaryota; Metazoa; Arthropoda; Insecta; Orthoptera; Acrididae
Exons: 7
Coding region: 1-2457 (818 amino acids)
Source: RefSeq, a predicted model, not a curated record